This is a messenger RNA of Larimichthys crocea (large yellow croaker), 1840 nucleotides long. RefSeq names its product CD209 antigen-like protein E. The transcript is spliced from 6 exons. The record is from RefSeq and is a predicted model, not a curated record. NCBI's taxonomy places the organism in Eukaryota, Metazoa, Chordata, Actinopteri, Sciaenidae. Bases 106 to 996 code for a protein of 296 amino acids.
CACACAUGCACAAUUUUAGUAAUACUGACACAGCAGCAGCCUCACACGGAUAAAAGUGACCGAAAAGCGAUUGUUCAGUGAAAACCUGAGGACCAGACCCCAGACAUGAUUUCAAAUAACAGCAACAGUACAGAUGGAGAAUCAUUGCACACAGGAAGCAAAGGAUCCAAAGUCAAAGUCGGGUCCAGAAGUCUUCCACUGUAUCCACUGGUUACCGUGUGUUUAGGAGUACUAAACACUAUUCUGAUGUUAACUGCUAUUGUUAUUGGGAUUUACUGUGGCAAUGUCAGUGAGUUAUCUGUUCCCGACCAACUAGAAGCACAGGUGCUCUUUGUAGAGGCAAAGCAUAUUCAGACAAUGCAGACUGAACAGAUCAAAGCUCACGAAGAGGCCAAACAAGCACUGCAGAAAGAGAUCAGGGCGCAUGAGCAGCUGAAACUGCAGUUUGAGCAGGACAAGAAGCUGCAUGAUGACCUUCAGAAUCAGCUUGAUAUACUGACACUGGAGGAAGCAACACUGCAGGCUGAUAAAUCUAAUCUUCAAGAAAGUUGUGGACAGUGUCCGCCUGGAUGGUUUUUAGUCAACGCAUCAUGCUACUUCCAUUCUAAAUCAGCAUCUGGUGCCUUUAAGACUUGGCACGACAGCAGGGCAGACUGUAUCGCCCGUGGGGCCAGUUUGACUGUGAUAGAUAACUUGGAGGAGCAGCUAAAUCUUUUUGAGUACCUACCAAAACUGGAUCCAAGCAUGCGAAGAUUGUGGAGAAAAUCAAGGGGAAUCUGGAUUGGCCUUACGGAUAUUCAGACAGAAGGCAGCUGGGUGUGGUUAAAUAAUGUGACUCUGGAUGAAGGGUACUGGAUAAGCGGGGAACCCAACAACAAUGGAUUAAUGGGUGAGAACUGUGUAGCACUUAUGAACAUGAAAAGCCCGAGUGCGACGUGGUUUGAUGCAGGUUGCAAUGAGGACAUGGAAUGGUUAUGUGAAAAGGAAGUCAACUAGGCGUGGCGAGCGUGAUGGUCCACAUCCAGGCUGAAUUCUUCAAAGAACUCCUCAAAGAGGUUGCCUCCAUAAUGUCGAACACGCUUGGAACCAUCAAAUGAGAAGAGAAGACAUCAGGAGGAGGUGCUAACAUGUUCCAACAUGACACAUGCACACGGAAAGCUUUCUUUUAGAUAAUGCAACAUCUUCAUGUAAUAAUUCACAAUAAAACCUGAUCCCUGAACAGUAGAAACCUCCUUAAAGGCAUUAAUAAUCUUUCAGUAAUUACCACAUGCUUUAGCAGUGAUUGAUCCCUGACCUUUCCUGUAGCGUCCAGCUGUACUUUGCAUUUGGUGUUAAUUAUCAAAUAUUAGCAGGCUGAACUAAGAUGGUGAUCAUGGUAAACAUUGUACCUGUUAAACAUCAACAUGUUAGCAUUGUCAUUGUGUGCAUGUUAGAACGCCAACAUAAGCAUUUAGCGGACAACAUCACAGAGCUUGUAGCAUGGCUGUCGACUUGUCUCUUGUGACAAUUGACUUAUCUCUUGUGACAUACGGCAUACAUGAAAUUGUUUCUCUGUGUUCUUUCUCAGUGUCAAUGAAGGCUGAGUAAAUUAAUAACAUAUUUGUGACUGUAGUGCAGCAUUACACUCACUCUGCAGAUGUUAUGAUAGUGAAUAGUUUCACAGAAGAACAGAGAUUGAACAAUAAAUGAAGAAUUUCUCCUUCUACACUUUGAUGUGUGGACAGCAGGGGGUGCAAACUAGACUAAGACAGUCCCUCAAAGAACUGGCCAGACUGCAAAGUCUGUCACUUCAAGGGCCAAUAUGUUUUUAUGUAUACCAAUACCACACUGUAGAAGAAUG